Chrysemys picta bellii (western painted turtle) is the source of this 1573-nucleotide messenger RNA. Lineage: Eukaryota; Metazoa; Chordata; Testudines; Emydidae. The record is from RefSeq and is a predicted model, not a curated record.
UGGCCGGGGCGGUGACGCUCGCCUGGCCGCGGCGCGGGCGGCUGCAGAGCCGGAGCAGCGAGAGGAGCCUGGGCAGAGGGAGCUGUACAGCUGUGCUGCUGAGGCAGCCUCUCCACUCCCCCUCCCCCGAGUCCAUAGGCCACCCCUCCCCUUUUCUGGGGGCCCGCUGCAAGCGCUGGCACAGCUGUGCCUCUGGGGGAAGAAGGAAAAGAAGUACUGAAGUCUUAAAUCACCAAUUCUUCUAACUUUCUGGCCAUUGAUCCGAAGGAAUUCGUAGUUGAACAUCAAAGGUCCUUGUUCAUUUUACUGUGAUCUGCCUGUGGGAACUUUGUCUCCAAGUCAAAGUAGCAUGGAGCGGAGAAGUGAGAGUCCCUGUCUAAGGGAUAGUCCAGACAGAGGGAGCGGCAGCCCUGAUGUCAAAGGUCCUCCCCCCGUGAAGGUGGCCAGGCUUGAGCAGAAUGGCAGUCCUAUGGGAACCCGAGGGAGGCCCAAUGGCUCUGUGACCAAAUCAGUGGGAGGUUUGAUGAUUCCUGUCUUUUGUGUGGUGGAGCAGUUGGACACCUCCCUCGACUACGAUAAUCGAGAGGAGCAUGCAGAGUUCGUUCUGGUUCGCAAAGAUGUCCUCUUUAGCCAGCUGGUGGAGACGGCGCUCCUGGCUCUGGGGUAUUCCCACAGUUCUGCAGCUCAGGCACAAGGAAUAAUCAAACUUGGGAGGUGGAACCCUCUGCCCCUCAGUUAUGUGACCGAUGCACCAGAUGCGACAGUAGCCGACAUGCUACAAGAUGUCUAUCAUGUUGUGACAUUGAAAAUCCAAUUACAAAGUUGUUCAAAGUUGGAAGACUUGCCAGCAGAGCAGUGGAACCAUGCCACAGUCCGCAAUGCCUUAAAGGAACUGCUUAAAGAGAUGAAUCAGAGCACAUUAGCCAAAGAAUGCCCUCUCUCCCAGAGUAUGAUUUCAUCCAUUGUAAAUAGCACAUACUAUGCCAAUGUAUCAGCAACCAAGUGCCAGGAGUUUGGGAGAUGGUAUAAAAAGUACAAGAAGAUUAAAGUGGAAAGAGUGGAAAGAGAAAACCUAUCAGACUAUUGUGUUCUGGGUCAGCGUCCCAUGCACUUACCAAAUAUCAACCAACUGGCAACCUUGGGAAAAACUAAUGAACAAUCUCCUCACGGCCAAAUUCACCACAGUACUCCAAUCCGAAAUCAAGUGCCAACAUUGCAGCCAAUCAUGAGCCCUGGUCUCCUGUCUCCUCAGCUCAGUCCACAACUGGUAAGGCAGCAGAUAGCAAUGGCCCACCUGAUAAACCAACAGAUUGCUGUAAGCCGGCUAUUGGCUCACCAACACCCACAAGCUAUCAACCAACAGUUCUUGAAUCAUCCACCCAUCCCUAGAGCUGUCAAACCAGAGCCAACGAAUUCAUCAGUGGAAGUCUCUCCAGAUAUUUACCAGCAAGUCAGGGAUGAGCUGAAGAGAGCCAGUGUGUCCCAAGCUGUCUUUGCAAGAGUGGCAUUCAACCGCACCCAGGUAUCAAUUUUUAUUCUAUUAAAUAAGAAGAGCGGAGGGAAAAGGUCAUAA